AUGGACUUCUCCGUUUUGCCAAAUAACAACCAUCCCGAUAAAUUCCUUCAACUGGAAGCGAAGUCUUUAGUGAAAAACUCUGCCUUUCUACAAGCCAGCCUGGCAAAAUUCCCAGAAGGAGCUUUACCUGGAGUGCAGCAGUGGCACAACAGGGUCUAUUUACAGAGAGAGAAGAGAAAUGUCACUGAGCUACCAGGCUUAGACUUGAAUGGGGUCAGUCAAGAAAUGAUAGACAAAGCCCUUGGGAAACACAUUACGCCCAUCACUCUGAAAUCCACAAUCAAAAGCAAUCCCUUGUAUAGUGAUAUCCAGGUGGAUGACGACUGGGAGGAGAAGAAAACGACCCCUUCCUGGACUGUGCAAGACUAUGACAAACAUUCGUUGCACUCCAAUUUGUCCAGCCACAUAAAGGAAAAUCCUAAUGAUCUACAGUUCUGGAUGGGGGAUAUUUAUACUCCUGGGUAUGAUACCCUGUUAAAAAAGAAAGAGAGAGAAAAAAAGCAUUCCAAAUGUUGCCGAAUCAUCCUGCUCAUCGUGUUAGCUGUUUGCAUCCUGAUUACCAUAAUCACGCUCAGCAUUUUACUUACUUAG
Messenger RNA from Colius striatus (speckled mousebird), 591 nucleotides. It is a transcript of the gene MINAR2, whose product is annotated as membrane integral NOTCH2 associated receptor 2. The record is from RefSeq and is a predicted model, not a curated record. The transcript has 3 exons. The coding region runs from base 1 to 591 and encodes 196 amino acids. NCBI's taxonomy places the organism in Eukaryota, Metazoa, Chordata, Aves, Coliiformes, Coliidae.